CUCUGCCAGUACCAAAACGGUUCUCUUAUCAAAGAAACGCAUAACCAAAAAACUGCAUUCAAUCACCGCCUUUUACCAUGGGAAGUGCUUGUUUUUCCUGGGACGUUUGUUUGUUUUUCGUCCUCAUUAAUACUUGUGAGGUGAUGGGGAAUGUUGGACUCGCAGAAGCCGAUGAAUGCUCUGAAGGCACGGAUGACUGUCACAUUGAUGCUCUCUGCCAGAAUACCCCCAAAUCCUUCAACUGCAUCUGCAAGCCGGGGUACAAGGGAGACGGCAAGCAGUGUGAAGACAUGGAUGAGUGUGAGAAUGAGUACAACGGAGGCUGUGUCCACGAGUGUAUCAACAUCCCGGGCAACUACAGGUGCACCUGCUACGACGGAUUCAUGUUGGCCCACGACGGACACAACUGUCUGGACGUGGAUGAGUGCAUGGACAACAACGGAGGAUGCCAGCAGGUGUGUGUGAACACCAUGGGAAGCUACGAGUGUAUGUGCAAGCAAGGCUUCUUCCUCAGCGACAACCAGCAUACCUGCAUCCACCGCUCCGACGAUGGAAUGAACUGCAUGAACAAGGACCAUGGCUGCGCCCACAUCUGCAGGGAGACUCCCAAGGGCGGGGUAGCUUGUGAGUGCCGGCCCGGGUUCGAGUUGGCAAAGAACCAAAGAGACUGUUCAUUGACGUGUAACUAUGGGAACGGAGGCUGCCAGCACAUGUGUGACGAUACGGAUGUGGGGCCGGUUUGUGGCUGUCACCAGAAGUACGCCCUGCACUCAGACAGCAAGACCUGCAUCGAUCUGUGCUCUGUUGCACCCCGAAAAUGUCGCCCGGAGUUUCAUGAUGACGAUGAGAGAGAUGAGGCUGCAAUUGAGAGCUCUGAGUUCAAUGCCACGUCAGUAGCUGAUGUGGACAAGCGGGUGAAACGGCGGCUUCUUAUGGAAACCUGUGCGGUGAACAAUGGCGGCUGUGACCGGACGUGCAAGGACACGGCUACAGGGGUCCGCUGCAGCUGCCCUGUGGGAUUCACCCUGCAGCCAGACGGCAAGACCUGCAAAGACAUAGAUGAAUGCCAGGAGGCGUUCAAUAACGGCGGCUGUGACCAUUUCUGCAAAAACACAGUGGGCUCCUUUGAGUGCAGCUGCCAGAAGGGCCACAAGCUCCUCACUGACGAGCGCACCUGCCAGGAUAUUGACGAGUGUUCCUUUGAGAGGACCUGCGACCACACCUGCGUCAACUACCCUGGCAGCUUCGACUGUGUCUGUCAGGAAGGAUACACUCUGUACGGCCUCACACACUGUGGAGACAUAGAUGAGUGCAGCAUUAACAACGGGAGCUGUGAACACAGCUGUGUGAACACACAGGGAGGCUAUGAGUGUCUGUGUCCGCCCGGUCAGAAACUCCACUGGAACAAGAAGGACUGCACCGAGGCGGUGAAGUGUUUGCCCGACGGGAAGCCAGCGCCGCGUGCCCAGCUCAGCUGUGACAAGAGAGGAGGGGUGGAGGUGUGCUCGCUCUCCUGUCCGUCCAACGCACUCUUCCUCGCAGACUCUGAGAACAGCUACACACUAAGCUGUGGUGUGCCGGUGCAACCUGGGAAGGCACCGCAGAAGAGGAACGCCACCACCGCCCUGCUCACCUGUGCAGAUACGUUACCCCCGCCCAUCAAGCAGAAGGCCCGCUUCAAGGUCAAAGAUGCCAAGUGUCACCUGAGACCCAGAAACAAGGAAAAACACAGAGAGACGUCCAAGCCGGUUCUGCAAGGUGGUCCGCUCCCGUGUACUGACGACUGCCAGGUGACCUUUGUCAAUCUGAAGUGUGACUCGUCCAAGAAGCGGCGGCGUGGACGCAAGUCCCCUUCCAAAGAGGUUUCCCACAUCACAGCUGAGUUUGAGAUGGAGAUGAAGGAAGCCUCAGGUCAGUGUGACUGUGCAACCUCAGACUCGUGUAACGUGGAGUGUGUGAGGGAGCGUAUGAAGCAGAGGUUACAGAGUGCCAUGCGGACCCUGAGGAAGUCCAUCAACAAGCAGCAGUUCUAUAUCCAGUUCUCUGGUACCGAGUACGAGGUGGCCCAGAAACCUGCACUGCACGUUGAGCAAUGCAGCACCGGACAGGUCUUACGGGACGGCAAGUGUGUGAGCUGUGGUGUGGGGACGUACUAUAGUGGAGACCAUGAUCAGUGUGUCGUGUGUCCCCCUGGUACAUACCAGGACACAAUGGGCCAGCUGUCCUGUGAACCCUGCCCCAGCACCGAGGGACAGGGCAUCGCUGGGGCCAAGAACGUCUCCCAGUGCGGAGGCCAGUGUCCGGCUGGUCAGUAUUCGUCAGAUGGGUUCCGUCCCUGUAACCCCUGUCCCCUGGGCUCCUUCCAGCCGGAGCCUGGCCGUGUACUCUGCUUCUCCUGUGGAGGUGGCCUCAUGACCAAGUACGAGGGCUCUGUCGCCUUCAGGGACUGUGAGGCCAAAGUCCACUGUGCUCCUGGACACCACUACAACUCCAGUAACCACCGCUGUAUCCGCUGCCCAGCCGGUACCUACCAGUCAGAGUUUGGACAGAACUACUGCAUCACCUGCCCUGGCAACACCACCACCGACUUUGACGGAGCCACCAACGUCUCUCACUGCAAGAACCAGGUGUGUGGCGGUGAGCUGGGGGACUUUACAGGCUUUAUUGAGUCUCCUAACUACCCCGGGGACUACCCCUCCAAUGUAGACUGUAUCUGGACCAUCAACCCCCCUCACAAGAGACGCAUCCUCAUCGUGGUGCCUGAGAUCUUCCUCCCAAUCGAAGACGAGUGUGGAGACGUGCUCGUCAUGAGGAAGAGUGCCCUGCCCACCUCCAUCACCACCUAUGAGACGUGUCAGACGUACGAGCGACCAAUCGCCUUCACCUCCCGCUCACGCAAGCUCUGGAUCCAAUUCAAGUCCAAUGAGGGCAACAGCGGCAAGGGCUUCCAAGUCCCUUAUGUCACCUAUGAUGAGGACUACCAGCAGCUGAUAGAGGACAUUGUCCGGGACGGCAGACUCUACGCAUCAGAGAAUCACCAAGAGAUACUAAAAGAUAAAAAACUGAUCAAAGCCCUGUUUGAUGUUCUGGCUCACCCCCAGAACUACUUCAGGUACACGGCACAGGAGUCCAAAGACAUGUUCCCCCGCUCGUUCAUCAAGCUGCUGCGCUCCAAAGUCACACGGUUCCUACGGCCGUACAAAUAAACUGCCACGCCCCCUGUUUGUUACCCAGUCGCUUACUUACCCCUUAUGCUUAUCCAACGUCCCCUUUCCACCAUCUACUCCUCCCUCCUCUUCACCUACGUCCUUACCCCUGUCAACAUCCUCAUAUGUCUUCUACUCCCCCACGUCUAUACCCCUACAUCUCUCCUACAACCCAACCCGCCAAUCUAUCCCUCUCUUCUACACCCCCUCUACUCUGAAACACUUCUUCUACACCAAUAUACUUCUCUUACACCCCCAACCCUACCAGGAGUUCCUCGUGCUCGCUAUCCCAGCAUUCCCUGCACAGGAACAGAGAACCGUCUCCCUCUUUUUGUCUGCAGUCCUCAUUUCCAUCUUUCCCCCUGUACUUCUGGUUUGGUUUGUUUUUGUGUUGUUGUUGUUGUUUUGGUUAUAUUUAUAUGUGUUAGAACUUGCAGAAGCCCACAACAUGGAUGUUUGAUAUAUAUGUACGUAUACAGACAUGUUGGCUACAAGUAAAAUGUAUGUGUAUGUAUGUACGUAUGUAUAUUUGUGUUUGUGUGAGCAUACGUAUGUGCACGUAGAUGGUGUGCGAGAGUGACGUCACACGCAGGUACAUUGAUGUAUCUUUAUUUUGUUAUUUUGAAAGGCCCCUGGCGUGCACCCAAAAAAAAACGAUUGGUGCACUUAAAUCAUAUUUUACAUCCACAUUUUCACAUGGGAAAUCGUUUCGAAAGACAUUUCUAAUUUCAGCAUCCAAGACCAUUCCACCUCAAACUGAGUACAGUGAACGAAUAAGUUUGAUUUUCAAAAAAGUCGCUUUUUAAUUUUAUUUUGAAAGAUAUAUAACAAGAUGAAAAAAACUACCUGCAAGUAACAGACGUUGCUAUAGAGAGAAAUGUAUGUGAUGUAACUCAUAUUUGGAACUUUAAUUGCACUUGAAUUUUUAUAUUGUGAACUGUAGAAAAAAAUCUAAGUUACAUUAUUCCUUAUGUUUUGUGUUGUAUAGAAAUGUUUCACCUUGGUUGUAGCAAAAGAGAGAGACAAAAAUAUGUCCCCUUUUGUUCUCACAACAAAAAAACCCAGCAUUCAAUAUCUUUAGACAGACACCGUCAAAUCCACCCAUUUGGCCUGAAAAGCAGUAUUGCCAGUAAGUAAUCAUUUAAAGGGAAAUGUCCUUAACGACCCACUACUAUUUUAGUUGUGUGUGUGCUCCCAUCUACUAACUCUGCCUCAUCCCUUAAAGACUCUCCUGACUAGCUGCCAGAGGAAAGGGGUGUUUUGUGUAAAGCUUCUUUAAUGAUGGCACUAAGUGCACACUCAAAACCACCUGCUUUUUACGAGUGUCCACUCUCAAUCUGUCCUAUUUGGACUUCUCCCAGUUUCUGUAAGUCAUCAACCUAGACUGUUGAUUUAAUAUCUAUAACACAUCUGUUAGUUUGUUUAUAUUUCUGCACAAUGCAAGUGGAGCAAAUAUGUAUUGUAUGAUGACGAGACUGUUGAUUUGGAGGUGAAUGUAGUAGCAGAGGGACAGAGGUCUGUUUGAAAGUAUUGUGAUGUCUAUGAGAGUAUCUGUAUGUACAUAGCACUUGCAACUGUAACCAUAACCCAGAAAGAGCCCAAACUGACCUCAAGUAGUAAAACGUUCUGACAAAAUAUGACUUUCAUCGUUCAAUAAGGCCCGAGGGGGUGUGGUAUAUGGCCAAUACACCACGGCUAAGGUCUGUUCUCUGCACGACGCAACGCAGAGUGACUGGACACAGCCCUUAACAGUGGUAUAUUGGCAAUAUACCACAAACCCCCGAGGUGCCUUAUUGCCAUUAUAAACUGGUUACCAAUGUAAUUACAGCAGUAUAAAUACAUGUUUUGUCAUACCCGUGGCAUACGGUCUGAUAUACCUGUCAGCCAAUCAGCAUUCAGGGCUCGAACCACCCAGUUUAUAAUGUCUGAUAUACCACGGCUGUCAGCCAAUCAGCAUUCAGGGCUCGAGCCACCCAGUUUAUAAACAGUACAUCUAUUACACACCUAUUAAACUGCUAAUACUCCACUACUACACGGUUAUAAACAACUUAAAUUCUUUGUGCUGGGCACAAGAAUGAUAAGCAUAAUUAUCUGGCUUGUAUCUUCUUACCUAGAGGCCAUAUACUGAAGGCCACUGAUAUGGGAACAGAUAUAGUCACUCAUUCAUAAAUUCUGCAUUAUGCCCUAGCACUGAUCCAGGACCUGUUCAGCCCAGUCUAAUUGUGACCCCCACUGUUGUGUGUAGAGCAGUUUCUUCUGAUGAGGUGUCAGUGUUCUGUUUGACAGAAUCUCUACACAAGGACAUUACAAAAAUCUCUCAAAUCAGAAUGAUAACUUGGCCCAUGUAGGGUUGUGUCAGAAAAUGUUACUGGUCUUCAAAUCAAAGCUCAUUGGAGGAGGUGGUCCGGGGGAGGGACCUUGCAACCUCUCCUCCAAUGAGCUUUGAGUGGAUUUGAGCUAACAAGGGUGGAGGAAGCAUGGAUUUGACAGCUAAUAAUGUUUUCAGAUGCAACCAAGGUGUUUGUCCACUCAGUCCACUCAAAAUGGUUGCCGCCUGCAGAGGUGUAGCUAAUGUUGGUACGAUGCGCCCACUUCCUGUUGAGGGAUGUUUUGGGCGUUUAGUGUGUUUGAUGAUGAUGAAAAACGGUAUGAAAUGCAAAACCAUGUAUGACUGACUUUUCCGGAGAAUGUAUUCUAUUGUGUGCGUGUGUGUGUGUGUGCGUGUGUGAGACAGUGUGAUACAGAAAGAGUGCAUGUUCUGUGUAUGUGUGUGAGAGAAUGAGACAGCGUGUGUCCGUGUGUGAGUAGCUUGUGAGAUCGAGGUGGAGAAAGAGAGAUACUGUAUGUAGGUACUUUAGUCCAUUUUAUAGAGGGAUAAUUUUUACGUUUGUGUUAGUCGGUUGUACCCAAAGAGAGAAACUGUAUCACAGUGUUUUGCCAUUGUUUGGUCCAUGAAAAUCCAGUAAAGAACAAAUUCAAAUAAAACAGUAGCAGAAGAACAACUCCA
Messenger RNA from Oncorhynchus mykiss (rainbow trout), 6213 nucleotides. Its product is annotated as signal peptide, CUB and EGF-like domain-containing protein 1. Gene Ontology annotation, cellular component: cell surface. Gene Ontology annotation, molecular function: calcium ion binding. NCBI's taxonomy places the organism in Eukaryota, Metazoa, Chordata, Actinopteri, Salmoniformes, Salmonidae. Gene Ontology annotation, biological process: signal transduction. The record is from RefSeq and is a predicted model, not a curated record.